This is a messenger RNA of Colletotrichum acutatum, 1778 nucleotides long. RefSeq lists its product as uncharacterized. Bases 7 to 1347 code for a protein of 446 amino acids. The record is from RefSeq and is a predicted model, not a curated record. The transcript has 2 exons. Gene Ontology annotation, molecular function: FAD binding; oxidoreductase activity. Lineage: Eukaryota; Fungi; Ascomycota; Sordariomycetes; Glomerellales; Glomerellaceae.
AAGGAGAUGGACGUGAGACUAGUAGUCAAAAACACAGGACAUGACUUCUCAGGCAAAUCGGGUGGUGGAGAGUCAUUGAGUAUAUGGACACAUCACCUGAAAAGCAUCGAAUACAUCGAGGAUGUUACCGACGAUGUCGAGGGAUACUCUGGUCCUGCCUUCAAAUGUGGCACUGGUGUUCAAGCUUUUGAGAUUUACAAAGUAGCGUCUGAAUACGGCAGAGUUGUUGUUGGUGGCGAAGGACAGACUGUUGGGGUGAUGGGAGGAUACAUACAGGGCGGAGGCCAUUCUCCCUUGAGUUCGAUAUAUGGUACUGGAGCAGAUCAAGCCUUAGCCUUCGAGGUUGUGACAGCGGACGGAGACCUUGUCACUGCAGACCACAGCCAGAAUUCUGAUCUAUUCUGGGCGCUUCGGGGCGGUGGUGGCUCAACCUUUGGUGUAGCAAUCUCGGUCACAGUCAAGGCCUUUCCGGACAUGCCUACAACUGCCUCGGCGUUCAAGUUCUCCACAGCAGACGGUCUAUCCAACGAGACUUUUUGGGGUGGUGUGCGCAGCUACUUCGACUCUUUCAUUCACAAUGCCGACAAUGGAACGUACUCGUACUUCCUCCUGUUGCAUAACAACCCAAGCCCUGGAAAUUUUCUCUUCCAGAUGACGCCCUUCUUCGCACCCAACAAGACCGCCAAAGAGGUGGCUAGUUUGCUGGACCCAUGGUUCAGUAAGCUCUACGAUCUCGGGAUUAUGUUCGACCCCAACAUCACUGAAUACGAAAGCUUCUAUGCUGCCUGGAAAGACUUUUUCCCGCUCGAGGUGGUCGAAAAGGUAAACGUCCAAAGCGGUUCUCGUCUCUUUCCCCGCAAAAACUUCGAAAGCGAAGAGCUGAAGCAGGCCACCUUUGAAGCUAUUCGCACAUCCCUCGAGACGAAUCACGUCUUUGUUGGGUUCAACAUCAAAGCCAUCAGCCCCGAUGACCCAGACAACGCUGUCAACCCAGCCUGGCGCGAAAACAUUUUGUUCGCUCUUCAGUCCGUGAGGUGGUCUGUAAACGCAACCGCCGAGGAAAUUUUAGAAGCCCGCAAAGGUUUCACCUUCGGAGAUAUGCAGCGGUGGAGAGAUGUCUCUCCAGGUGCUGGCUCAUACCUCGCUGAGUCGGACAGGAUGGAGCCGAAUUUCCAACAGUCGUUCUACGGCGACAGCAAAUACCCUCGCUUGCUGGAACUGAAACGUAAAUGGGAUCCUGAGGAUGUCUUUUAUGCUGCUACUGCCGUCGGUAGUGAGUUUUGGGAAGUUAUCACCAAAGAUAAGCUUCCUCACGAGAAUGGAAGACUGUGUCGUGUGGUUGGAUGAUUCGGCGGAUAUAGUACGUAGCAUGUGCUCUAAUGUCACUCGAAUGCUUCAACUUCUUCACACACAAUCUUGUACCAUUUCAAAGCAUUACUGUUGCAAGGAGUGAUGUAGUGGACCCGAUCCUCUCUCAUUCGCUCUCAAUUCUCCGCCUGCUACUGUCCAAAACUCGCCUGUGUGCCCGAGAAACACAGAAACUACAAGAUAUAGGGACAUCGCUGAAAGGAUUUGAUGUGUUUUAAGUUUGUUCAAUCCUAUCGGAGCUACGCUUGAGUCCAUAACUUUCCGAAUGUUCACCAGUCAAAACUCCAGGUCAGGAUCAAACCAUACAUGUACACUGAAGGUUUGAAAGCUACCAGCCAGUAGAGUAAGGUACACUGGAGAGCCGUCUAACGGCCAAACUCUGUUGUAUUCCAAAGAAGAGGACAAGGUUC